Messenger RNA from Ostrinia furnacalis (Asian corn borer), 833 nucleotides. RefSeq names its product zinc finger CCHC domain-containing protein 24-like. The transcript has 4 exons. Lineage: Eukaryota; Metazoa; Arthropoda; Insecta; Lepidoptera; Crambidae. The record is from RefSeq and is a predicted model, not a curated record. Bases 344 to 655 code for a protein of 103 amino acids.
UUAAUAUUAAUUAGUAGUAGGAUUUAUUUAUUAUUAUUAGUAGAAAUAGUACCUAGUUAGAAAUAAUAAGUUACCUGUGGUAGUAGGUAACAAUAGCGAUUUGUAUGGCCACACCGGCACACCAAUAUCAAAUCACUUCUUCUUAUCAUAUCGCAUUACCUUCUUAGAAUACAAAUUGCAAAAUUUUUGUAUAGGACUCACAUCGUCAGCGCGUGUGUUAUAUGAACCGAGUGUUAGUUGAAACAGCACGGUCUGAAAGGUGAUCAAAAUAACGUAGUUAAUUUAAAUAAAAAUUAGGUCAUUUAGUGCUACUGUUCAAAUUUAUAACACUUCCUGAUACAUAAUGCCGGGUAAAGGACUGACUCCAUACCAGGGCAAAAACCGGUGCUUUGGUGCCUUCAAAUGCCCGCAGUGCAAGAGAUCCUGGUCCAGCGCAUACUCCUGGGCCGACUGCGCUGAGGACUGCAUAAUUUGCAACAUCCGAGUCUACCCAUUUAGACAGACAAAACUUAAGAAGCGGCGCGGGACUGCCAAUGAGAAGAAAAGACACCUGUCGGAAUUGUGCGAAAAAUGCGAACAACUGGGAUAUAACUGUAGUAAGCAGUCGGAGGAGACAAUUUUAGGACGAAGACUGAGAACUGGUCCGAGGUAUUAGUAGUAGGUAUAUUCGUAUAGAGUAUUCACGAAUUAAGAUCACUCAUCGCUCAUUAAUACAAGCAAUACUGCUCAUGGGUGUACUCUUUUUUAAGUCCGGGAAUGGCCUAUCCAUACUCGUCGUCGGCUCAUCUAAAACCUGGGAUGUAAUGUAGCUACCCAGUAAGUACUGCUGAGUG